Messenger RNA from Mugil cephalus (flathead mullet), 6722 nucleotides. RefSeq names its product myosin VIIA and Rab interacting protein b (gene myripb). The record is from RefSeq and is a predicted model, not a curated record. Bases 51 to 3221 code for a protein of 1056 amino acids. Gene Ontology annotation, cellular component: cortical actin cytoskeleton. Gene Ontology annotation, molecular function: myosin binding; actin binding; small GTPase binding. NCBI's taxonomy places the organism in Eukaryota, Metazoa, Chordata, Actinopteri, Mugiliformes, Mugilidae. The transcript is spliced from 17 exons. Gene Ontology annotation, biological process: intracellular protein transport.
UCGUCUUCGUCUCGGACCAGCAGCAGCUCAGUGUGGCGAGGGCGGCAACGAUGGGCCGGAAGCUGGACCUGUCGGGCCUGACGGACGACGAGGCCGAGCACGUCCUGAAAGUGGUCCAGCGGGACAUGAAGCUGAGAAAAAAGGAGGAGGAGAGGCUGAGCGAGAUGAAACAGGAGCUGGCGGAGGAAGGCAGCAGAUGCUCCAUCCUCACCAAGCAGCACCGCUUCAACGAGCACUGCUGCAUCCGCUGCUGCGCGCCCUUCACCUUCCUGCUCAACCCCAAGCGCCAGUGCCUGGACUGCCAGUACAACGUCUGCAAGACCUGCUGCACCUACAGCAAGAGGGACAAAGCCUGGCUCUGCUCCGCGUGCCAGAAGGGCAGGAUUCUGAGGACGCAGUCGCUCGAAUGGUAUUAUAACAAUGUGAAGAGUCGCUUCAAGAGGUUCGGCAGCGCCAAGGUUCUGAAGACUCUGUACAGAAAGCACAUCAUCGAGAGAGGAGCGUUCUCUGAUCUCCCAGAAAGCAGCGUUCACGAGGGAAGCAACGACAACGAUGGCAGCGUCUGUGGCAGCGACUCCGUCUUUUACAAGCAGAGUGAAGGACACAGUAUGGCAGAGACGCUCACAGUCGCCCUGCGUGUCGCUGAGGAGGCUAUAGAGGAGGCCAUCGCUAAGGCAGAGGAGUACGGUGACAGCUUGGAGAAGCAGAAUGAGGCUCGGUAUCUGCGGGACCACAAAGAGGAGCUCAUAGAGGAACUUGCCACGACCAUUGUCCAAAAAAUCAUUCAGAGGAGGAAGCGAUCAGAGAUGCAGACAGAGUACGACUUUGUCUGGCCUCAGCCUCAGUCUCUGAUCCAGCCCAGCGAACUGCCCUCUCCCUCUCAGCCUCACGCUUCCUCGCAAGAUCCACAAGACCCCCUCAAGUCCUCCUACUCGCUCUGGCGUUCACGGUCAGCGUUCUCCCUCACUAGUGACGACUCUCCGGAGAAGGGUCCAGAGGAGGAAGGAGCCGGGGCCGGUGGUGGCGGUGGAGGUGGAGGAGGAGGUGGAGGUGGAGGUGGAUUACAGGAGUACACUUCACUGAAGAGGGAGGCCAAGGCCACGUCUUUACCCAGCUGGAAGAGCAUGGAUCGUCUGGACAACUCAAGUGCGUCCUCGGUGCUCCAGAGCCCGGACGGUAACUGGAUCGCGCUGCACAGCUCUCAGCUGUCCCGGCCCAGCCUGCUCACCAAGAGGAAGAGCCUGGUGUUCAGCGUCCUGGAGAAGGAGUCCGGCGUCGUCUCCGCCUACGACGAGAUGGGGUCCGACUCCGAGGAGAUCGACGAAGGCGGCUGGGGCGCAGCGCUGCGGCAGUUCAGGCGCAAACUGUCGGACGAGACCUACUACACGGACUCGCAGCACGACCCGGAGUGGACGUACACCCAGCACCUCCCCGUCACCUCCCCGUCCUCCGGCCAGUACACCAACACGGAGACGCUCAACUCAGACUCCGAGGCCUCGUCCGUGUUGUCCGCGUGUCCUCGCAAACCACCUCACAACCUGUUGAGGAAGAAAGGCCCGACGGAUACGCACCUGCACCCUCACCCACACCCUCACCACCAGCCGCUCUACCAGCAGCACCUGCACCAGAACUUCUCCCCCUACCCGGUCCACUCAGAGGCGCUGGACGUGAACUUCAACCCCAAGGUGAUGGGAGACAGCAGCGAGGCUGAGGAGAGGCAGAACGACCCCGUCAAGAGAUCACGGCGACGCAGAAGAAGCAAAAGAGAGUCAUCGUCGGAGCAGAGACCUGUGGUGCAGAGCCACGCGCAGUCCAUCUACCCCUUAGCACAGGAGAACAGUGGUUUUCUACUCAACGCUCUGCUGAAGAGGGGUUUGAGUGAGGACCAGCUCCUCCCCGACCCUGUGCCGGCGGCCACCGCUGCACCAGGCGCCUUCAAAUUAGACGCCAUGACACCUGAUCCGGAGGACCUGGACACGGUGGCGCCCAAUUCCCCGAUCCCCAGCCCCCCCCAGCCCCUCGUUCUGGCCCCGGGACCCCGGAUCGCUUCCGGCGUCUCGAGACCUGGAUCCGGCUCUGGAGAACCUCUGGAAGACGAGCUGCGCUCCCGACUCAGUCAGCUGGUCAUUCGCGCCAACAGCAGAGACAGCAGCUCGUCUGAAGAGGAGCGCGUCGUCACAAAGUGGCCCGUGGACAAGCAGAAGGAUAAAGAAAGCGUCAGACAGAGGGAGAAGCCGAGGCCGAGUGACACUGAAAGAGAAAGGCAGCGGGCGAGUGACAAAUUAAAGGCGAAGGCAAGUCAAGCAGUGGAGCAGGUGAAUGGGCAAGAGAUGAAAAGACUAAUAAAGAGUCCGUCCACGAGAGAAGAAGGGAGAGUUAGGGAGAGAAGGUUGGAGAAAGGGGGCGAGAGUUUGGAAGAGAAGGUCGAUGAGCAGGGCCACAAGCGAGGGGACAAAAGAGAGUCCAGCAGACAAAGUAAGAGACAGCACAAAAGAGACGGGGACAAAGAAGCAGGACAGAAAAGUGGAGCGAAGAGGAGCGGAUCCAGUGCCAGUUCACCUGCUGUUACUCCUUCUGCCCAGGAGGGGGUGCUGUCAAACAACCAGGUGGGACAAAAUGACUCGGAGCAACAGCUGAGGCUUCAGUUGCUCUCCUCUGUCUUACAUCAGAAGUACUCGGCGGCCUCGCUCUGCAGCAUCACCACGGAGGUGCUGAAGGUUCUGAACGCCACAGAGGAGCUGAUCGGCGAGGCGGCCGGAGAGAGCUACACCCCUUCUGAGUCCAUGUGUGCUUCUCCCAUGUCCAGCAGCUCCGACACCCGCAGGCUGGACCAGAGGCUCACCAAGAUGGAGGAGAACGUGUACCUGGCUGCCGGUGCCGUGUACGGCCUGGAGGGGGCGCUGGGCGACCUGGAGCAGUGUGCUCGCAGCAUUAGCAGUGGGACCACAGACACAGAGCUGGCCUUCUUGGAAGAUCAAGUGGCUACAGCAGCCGCUCAGGUCCAGCAGUCUGAGCUACAGAUAUCAAAUAUUGAAGCCAGGAUAUCAGCUCUGAAGACAGCUGGGUUAAACGUGGCUGUGUGCAAUCGCUUCUCUAAGUUCAAGCCAAAGUCUAAGCCUCAAACCCUGGACUCGUCACGCCAUCAGAGGAGGAAACUUCCAGCGCCUCCACUGAAAGAAAAGUCGGAGCCAGAGCAGCAGGUGAAAGUGUUUCGACCGUAGUGACGGUCAACAGCACAAGGAGUCCCUCAGGGCCAGUUCAGAGCCCCACCAGGGACGGGGGGCCCUUCACAUCCAGUGCCUUGACCCAGCGUCCGCCUCUAGCUCCAGGCUAAGCAGGAGCCAACACCUGCCCUGUGUGAACCCACCCAGCACUCAUCCACUCAGCAAAGCACGGUACCACGUCCGCCCAGUCUGGUUCCUGGUUCCCAGUUCCCGGUAAAUCCUCCUCACCACAUACCAUCCAUGAUACUGUACGCCAUGCGAGGGUGACUCAACGCUCAGUGUCUCUGCCUUAAAAUCUGCAAACAAUCCUCACAGUCCGACUCAAAAAGAAUAUCUGUACAGACCAAGAUAACUCAUUUUCUUUUUUUUCUUUUUUUAUCUUGUUUGCAAGGGUGUUGUGAUUUAAUGUACAAUGAAGCUGUGGAAAAAUCAUGUGAAACCUUCUGUGAUUCAGUGUCCCCAAAAAGAGGCUGAGCCAUGUUUUAUACCGCGUUAGUCUUUCUCACCAAAUACGAGGAGUUUGAUGUUUUUCCCCCUUCGGAGCUUUCUUUUCCUUUCCGAUGAUUGUCAGUUUUUACAUACGUUAACAGCUAUCAGAUGGUACUCCUCAUUUCAGGGGAGGGCGAUUGUAACACUUUUGAUAUUCUAACAGUUUUAAAAAAACAAUGGAUGCACUUACCGGAAAAUAGCGUUCAGAUGCUCCAAGCGUCAGGUCCAAAAUGGUUUUUGCCUCUUUAAUGUGCAAGAUGGUAACGAAGGAAUAAAGCACAUUUGAGAUAUGCACCAUCCUAGGGGCACAGCUGGAAACUAAUUAACUAUUAAACAUUUUUGCAAAUGUAAUAAUUUGCUUUCAAGAAGAAAAUCCACGCCACUCUCAUGUCUGCACGCUAAAUAUGAAGCUACGAUACAGCAGCCAGUUAGCUUAGCGUGGCAUAAAGACUGGUAACGGAAGACACGGCGAACUUCAGCACAUUCAUGAAGCUUAACAAGUCUAAACUAGGUCAAAUAGUCACUUCUCUUUUUGCUCUGUUUUGGUCUCCACCAGCCUUGGAUGGGUUUUUGAAAACUAUUAGAGCCUUGAGAACUUAUUCCAACAAAAUAUCUGCAGCGAUCAAGUGACGAAUAAAUAUUUGAUGCCAGUUGAAUUGUGCCAUAAUGUCCACAUGCGCCAGAAAGCUGUGCACUGAGAAGCUGUGUGAACCAGAGCUGCCAAACUGUGAGAUAUCGAUAAAAUAUUAUGCCAUAGACUGGGAAGAAGUGAAGCCAGAGCAAGUAGAGCUCCCCCUGGUGGCUGGAGGCUCCAUAUUAGUGGGCGGGGCUUAUGUCGAACUAAAACACUAAAAUACAUUAUUUUCUAGGAUGGUUUCUGUCAUUUUACACAGAUUAUAUCAUGCUGAUGCAUGUUCAAGAGUUAAUUUUUUCUGAUUUAGUUUUAAUUAAAUGAAAACACGCGAUAGUCUGGAGGAAGUGUGGGCGGCGAUUCGUCAGUAUCAUGGCUGUGCAGAUCGGACCCUAGCUCCGAAAUUGCAAGACGACGCCGCCCGUUACCCCCGGGAAAGUGGCGUCAGUUCAGCCAAUGCAAGAGAGUAGAGACGCGUUGUCUGUGUGUACUUACAUACAGUCUACGAUAUCCUUUAAUACUCUAUUUUUUCAUGAAGGGUAGUAGAGUUUAGUAAUGUGGGUGGCAGAUGAGAGAUGAUGCACUUUAGUUUCAAAUGUUUUUAUUGGGAAGCAGAUAUAACAGAUAUAUAGAUAUGAAAGUAAGGCUUCCUUUAGUUCAAACAAAGUGUGAGAAAAGAGACUGAACUUAAAAAUACAAAGUUAUCAUGAUAAUAAUACAACAAGCACCCGGCCCUGUGCUAUUCUGCCCAGUAGAAAUACAUGUUCAGGCUGUAUGAGUGACACGUACACGUGAUCAUUGGUCCCCAGAUCCUCUUAUAGUCCUCCAGUUUGUGGCUUAAGACUUAUUUUAUUUUCUGUAGAUGGCGGGUAUCUGUUAGUAUCGUUAUCAAGUGGUUAAAUGAUGGGAGUUCUUCCUCCGUUCUAGUGCUGCACAGUUUCUGAGACAGAAAUUAUAACAGGAUCCAGCUUCAUUUACAAAGUUUUUGUAAAAAAUCUCCAACCAGACACCAAACUAAAUCCUACUUUACUGUCAUUACACAGAUCUUCUAUUGUUUUAAAUGCUCCCACAUCUCACCUCUCUCUUGCCUGAAACGCUAAACUAUGACCUGAAAUAUACUAAGAAGUAUUUUUAUUCUAAAAUUACCCGUUGGAGCAGCUUUAAACUUUUUAAGCUUUAUAUUUUUGCCAAGCUUGCCGUGUCUGCCUGUCCUCAGUCCUUCUAGCAUUUGUCUGCUGGUUAAUACUUCAUGUUCAGCGCGUAGGGAUCAAUUUUUCUCAUCUCCACCCGCGUGAAAGCUCCUUCAGCGGAGAAGUGCCGUCCCGUUUAUUUAGAAAAGCAAACGCUGAUGAGAAGUAAUUAGCAGAGACGCACGCCUACACCGCGGCCUUAGUGUGGAAGCUGUGAGCUGCUGCCUUUAAAUGGCUCCAAAUUGAAAAGCCUCGUUUCGUGCACUCGGCCUGUUCCCCCCCGACGCGGCUAUUCUUCUUCUUCUUCUUCUUCUUCUUCUUCUUCUUCUUCUUCUUCUUCUUCCUCCUCCUCCUCCUCCCCGUCAUUCUCCGUGUUUGCUUUAAAACUUCGUGGCCUUUUAUUUGAACGGAGGGUUGUAUUUUCAUGUUCUUGCAUUCAGCGAAUCUUGUAAAGAUUUCUACAUAACCAAGUCUGAUGGGCUAUAUAAUAACAAAUGCCAUGAAACCAUGAUUUUGUUACAAGCAAUUUAUUUUUGUACUUAACUGAACGUUUUUAUGCAAUACCACUGAAACACGUACUAUUGCAACUUAAAGGCUUUAUUCUCUCCCCCGCGCGAAAACCCCUCCUCAGUCAGUCCUACCAGACCCGCUCAUGUGUGACGACUCAAAGUGCUUUCAGUGUAAACCUGCAUUUACCAUUUGAUAUUCUGCCGGUAAUGACGAUGGUAAAUGCUGCCAGGUGACGAGAGGCGAUUUAAACUUGUUUUACUCAAACACUACAUCUGAGAAUUACUGCCUUUCAUUUCUCGUGUGCUGUUUCUUUUCUCUGAGCAUUUACACGAGUCAGAAUCUCUACGGUUUCGCUUCGGGCUCCGCGUGAGAGCAGGGUUUUCGGAUUUCCCGAUGCUGGAAAAGGUGUGAUGAUCUUCUGUGUGAAUGCUCCGCUCCUUCUAUUAGUGACCUUUUCAGUCCAGGCCUUUCACAUCUUUUGGGUUUCGCACAUCGAUCCUGUACUUUUGUCGAUCUUGUUCUCCGGAGGUGUUGAUGUAUAAAAGCAUGUUUCUGGUUUUACGAAGUUGAUGUAAUAUUUUCCAUGAGAAGCACAGCUACAAGGGUCCAAUCAUCAGUGUCCUGUAUUUUUCUAAUGUAAAAAAAAACAAAAAUAAUAUCUAAUAAUAAUAAUAAUAA